GUCUGGGCGCCGCUCUCUCCCCGCCCCCUCCCUCCUCCCUCCCUCCUCCUUCCGUGUGUCCCUCCCCGCCCGGCUGGAGGGUGCUCCGGACCGGGACGCAGAGUCCGCGGACCCGGCGCAGAGGAGGCCACCCGAGACGCGGCGCGCACGCUCCGGCCCGCGCCCGGCCCGGCCAUGGCGGCCCCCCGCCCGUCUCCCGCGAUCUCCGUUUCGGUCUCGGCUCCGGCUUUCUACGCCCCGCAGAAGAAGUUCGGCCCUGUGGUGGCCCCAAAGCCCAAAGUGAAUCCCUUCCGGCCUGGGGACAGCGAGCCUCCCCCGGCACCCGGGGCCCAGCGCGCACAGAUGGGCCGGGUGGGCGAGAUUCCCCCGCCGCCCCCGGAAGACUUUCCCCUGCCUCCACCUCCCCUCGCUGGGGAUGGCGACGAUGCGGAGGGUGCUCUGGGAGGUGCCUUCCCGCCGCCCCCUCCCCCGAUCGAGGAAUCAUUUCCCCCUGCGCCUCUGGAGGAGGAGAUCUUCCCUUCCCCGCCGCCUCCUCUGGAGGAGGAGGGAGGGCCUGAGGCCCCCAUACCGUCCCCACCGCAGCCCAGGGAGAAGGUGAGCAGUAUUGAUUUGGAGAUCGACUCUCUGUCCUCACUGCUGGAUGACAUGACCAAGAAUGAUCCUUUCAAAGCUCGGGUAUCAUCUGGAUAUGUACCCCCACCAGUGGCCACUCCAUUCAUUUCCAAGUCCAGUUCUAAGCCUGCAGCUGGGGGCACAGCACCCCUGCCUCCUUGGAAGGCCCCUUCCAGCUCCCAGCCUCUGCCCCAGGUUCCGGCUCCAGCUCAGAGCCAGACACAGUUCCAUGUUCAGCCCCAGCCCAAGCCUCAGGUCCAACUCCAUGUUCAGUCCCAGCCCCAGCCUGUGUCUUUGGCUAACACUCAGCCCCGAGGUCCCCCAGCCUCAUCUCCGGCUCCAGCCCCUAAGUUUUCUCCAGUGACUCCUAAGUUUACUCCUGUGGCUUCCAAGUUCAGUCCUGGAGCCCCAGGUGGAUCUGGGUCACAGCCAAAUCAAAAAUUGGGGCAUCCCGAAGCUCUUUCCGCUGGCACAGGCUCCCCGCAACCUCCCAGCUUCACCUAUGCUCAGCAGAGGGAGAAGCCCCGAGUGCAGGAGAAGCAGCACCCCGUGCCCCCACCGGCUCAGAACCAAAGCCAGGUGCGCUCCCCUGGGGCCCCAGGGCCCCUGACUCUGAAGGAGGUGGAGGAGUUGGAGCAGCUGACCCAGCAGCUAAUGCAGGACAUGGAGCAUCCUCAGAGGCAGAACGUGGCCGUCAACGAACUCUGCGGUCGAUGCCAUCAACCCCUGGCCCGGGCGCAGCCGGCCGUCCGCGCUCUGGGGCAGCUGUUCCACAUCGCCUGCUUCACCUGCCACCAGUGCGCGCAGCAGCUCCAGGGCCAGCAGUUCUACAGCCUGGAGGGGGCGCCGUACUGCGAGGGCUGCUACACUGACACCCUGGAGAAGUGCAACACCUGCGGGGAGCCCAUCACCGACCGCAUGCUGAGGGCCACGGGCAAGGCCUAUCACCCGCACUGCUUCACCUGCGUGGUCUGUGCCCGCCCCCUGGAGGGCACCUCCUUCAUUGUGGACCAGGCCAACCAGCCCCACUGUGUCCCCGACUACCACAAGCAGUACGCCCCGAGGUGCUCCGUCUGCUCUGAGCCCAUCAUGCCUGAGCCUGGCCGAGAUGAGACUGUGCGAGUGGUUGCCCUGGACAAGAACUUCCACAUGAAGUGUUACAAGUGUGAGGACUGCGGGAAGCCCCUGUCGAUUGAGGCAGAUGACAAUGGCUGCUUCCCCCUGGACGGUCACGUGCUCUGUCGGAAGUGCCACACUGCUAGAGCCCAGAGCUGAGUGAGGACAGGCCCUCUUCAAACCGCAGUCCAUGCCCCAUCGUGGACCACCCACACUGAGACCACCUGCCCUCACCUCAGUUAUUGUUUUGAUGUUUAGCCCCUCCCAUUCCCGACCCCACUCUAGCAUCCCAGGUGCCCUGACCCAGGGCCCAAGAUGGCCUAGGAAGGCAGGGUCCCCACCCUGGGGUCUAGUCCUCGCCCAUCCUGCAGGGAUUGCCCACCGUCCUCCAGACACCCCACCUGAGGGGGGCACCAGGUUUAGUGCUGCUGCUUUCACUGCUGCACCCACGCUCUCGGCCAGCCCCCGGAGCAGCCUUUGUACUCUGCUUGCGGAGGCUUGGGAGAUGCCCUGACCCUCCAGGACAUUCCCACCCUCCCCCGUGCUGCCAGGUUGUAGCUAUAGCUACAAAUAAAAAAAAAAAAAAACCUUGUUUUCCAGAA
Molecule: messenger RNA, 2330 nt
Organism: Piliocolobus tephrosceles (Ugandan red Colobus)
Lineage: Eukaryota; Metazoa; Chordata; Mammalia; Primates; Cercopithecidae
Gene: ZYX
Product: zyxin
Exons: 10
Coding region: 175-1887 (570 amino acids)
Biological process (GO): transforming growth factor beta receptor signaling pathway; integrin-mediated signaling pathway
Cellular component (GO): focal adhesion; cytoplasm; stress fiber
Source: RefSeq, a predicted model, not a curated record